AGAAGAAAAACAAUGCAAAGAUAUUGGUUGAAAUUUAUUCAAUAAAAGUUUCUGCACGGAAGUUUUCUGCAUUAAAAAAGUUUUUGUAAAAAAGACCCAAAAUAACCUCAAUAUUAUGUAUUUUAUCACGAAAUCAUUUAUGUAUCUGAUUUUUUUGUUUAAAUUUUGUGAAUUUAUUUUUUUUCCUAGAUUAAAUUAUACUGUUAAUUUGGUUGAAUAAAUACAUUGAUUGAUAGUUAAAAGUGUUAUAAAAUUUAGUGUAAAUUAAUUGUGUAAAAAAAACAACUGCAGAAAUAUUGGUUGAAAUAUUGGAAUAAGUGAUAUUAAAGUGUAUAUAAAGUAACUUGUCUGUACAAUACACAACUAUUGGAUGUUCACCUGACCUUCAGGGGAUGCUGAUGCAACGAUGCGUUCAAAGCCCCCUCCAGUGUCGUAAAAGUGAACUACAACCCUACUUUGUGCUCUCUUCCGGUAAAUAAAUGAAAUUAUUUAAAAAAGGCUUUCGUAAUAAAGACACGUGAAUGUGUUGGUUACCUUAAAUUGUGUCUUUAUUACAAAAGUUUUUUACAAUUUACUGAAUUGUUUGAAUUUUGUAAACAAGAGUUUUUGCACAUCAAAUAUUGUUGACCAUAUGUCAUUUUAGUUUAUUUCCUUGGAUCAUUCACGUUUAUAAUUUCUUUUUACAUCAAAUUAUGUUAAAUACAGUUUAUUGAAAUAAAAAAUUGAGAAAAAAAAUGUGUUUCCAAAUGAAGUACGUAAAAAUAGUGUAAAAAAAAUCAGUGCAGAAAUAUUGGUUGCGUCAAAAAAAGCAACACAUUUUUAAACACCGACUUUAUUUUGACAAACUGAUUUCAUAACAACAUUGUCAGCAUAAUUUCAUGUAAAAAACAUUCAUUUUACACAUUUUGAAUGCUAAAAAUUCAGUGUCCAAAAUGUUUUUUAUUGUAAUAAAGAAAAAGUGGCGACUUGUCCAGGGUGUACACCGCCUUCCGCCUGAUUGUAGCUGAGAUAGGCACAAGCGCCCCCACGACCCCAAAGGGAAUAAGCGGUAGAAAAAGGAUGGAUAAAGAAAAAGAAGCUGCUUACAAAGAGUCUGAAGUAAAACAGUUUGAUGGCUGGGAUAGGCUCUGCCUCUGAGAAGGACAAACGGUAGAAAAUGGAUGGAUUUGGAGACCACAGGGAAGACCCAGGACACGUUGGGAAGACUAUGUCUCUCGACUGGCCUGGGAACGCCUCGGGAUCCCCCGGGAAGAGCUGGACAAAGUGGCUGGGGAGAGGAAAUACUGGGCUUCCCUGCUUGGGCUGCUGCCCCCGCGACCCGACCUCAGAUAAGCGGAAAAAAGUGGAUGGAUUUUAUAAACAUUGUCAGCAUAAUUUGAUGUAAAAAAAACAUUAAUUUGACAAAUUUUGAAUGCUAAAAAUUACAAAAAUUCAGUGUCCAAAUUUUGGGGGGGAAUAAAGAAAAAGAAACUGCAUACAAAGAGUCUGAAAUAAAACAGUUAAGAUAGGUUUCGCCUCUGAGAAGGACAAACGGUAGGAAGUGGAUGCCUGGACCGGCAGGAGUUCACGGGGAAGACCCAGGACACGUUGGGAAGGCCUGGGAAUGCCUCGGGAUCCCCUGGGUGGAGCUGGACCAAGUGGCUGGGGAGAGGGAAGUCUGGGCUUCUCUGCUUAGGCUGCUGCCCCCGUGACCCCACCUCAUAUAAGGGCAAGAAAAUGGAUGGAUGGAUGGAUUUUGUAGACAUUGUCAGCAUAAUUUGAUGUAUGGAACAUUAAUUUUACACAUUUUGAAUGCUAAAAAUUCAGUGUCCAAAAUGUUUUUUAUUGUAAUAAAGAAAAAGUGGCGACUUGUCCAGGGUGUACGCCGCCUUCCGCCCGAUUGUAGCUGAGAUAUGCACAAGCGCCCCCGCGACCCCAAAGGGAAUAAGCGGUAGAAAAGGAUGGAUGGAUAAAGAAAAAGAAGCUGCAUACAAAGAGUCUGAAAUAAAACCGUUGGGAUAGGCUUCGCCUCUGAGAAGGACAAACGGUAGGAAACGGAUGGCUGGUCCGGCAGGAGGCCACGGGGAAGACCCAGGACACAUUGGGAAGGCCCGGGAACGCCUUGGUCCUGCCCUGGGAGGAGCUGGACCAAGUGGCUGGGGAGAGGGAAGUCUGGGUUUCUGUUGUGGCACAUGCGCAUUCUGUGUCUCCCUCGCUGCAGGUCCAACCAGAGGACCUGCUGACACUCCAGACACGCCCCCUCCACUGCAGGUCCAACCAGAGGACCUGCUGACACUCCAGACACGCCCCCUCCGCUGCAGGUCCAACCAGAGGACCCGCUGACACUCCAGACACGCCCCCUCUGCUGCAGGUCCAACCAGAGGACCCGCUGACACUCCAGACACGCCCCCUCUGCUGCAGGUCCAACCAGAGGACCCGCUGACACUCCAGACACGCCCCCUCCGCUGCAGGUCCAACCAGAGGACCUGCUGACACUCCAGACACGCCCCCUCUGCUGCAGGUCCAACCAGAGGACCCGCUGACACUCCAGACACGCCCCCUCCACUGCAGGUCCAACCAGAGGACCCGCUGACACUCCAGACACGCCCCCUCCACUGCAGGUCCAACCAGAGGACCCGCUGACACUCCAGACACGCCCCCGGCGCUCAUCAAGCAGACCGCGCCCACUUUCUGCCGCAGUCCACGCCUGACACACCUGUGACUGAUGACGUGAAGCCGUAUACAGGGACAAGUGGACCAAGGAUCAGGGCGGGAACUUACUAUUUAGGUCCAGUAAGCGAUCACCCUGCUUUAUGCAAUCCUGCUCUCCAUGUGUUCUGCCUCUCCGGGUUCUCAGUGUCUUCUCCCGUGUCCCCGCAGAACCCUCCGUGGCCUGUGCAUCUCCUCCUUCGUCCCUCGACUCCUCGCCCGCCCCUGGACUCUGACGCCUUCCCCUCGUUCCCUGAUCCUGCCGGCCCAUGGACUUCCUCGCUCCAACACUUAUGGUAAAACGCUCCAAUUAAAACUUCACAUAGUCUUACACCAUACACACUCUUGGGUUUUUGACACACACCAUUCUAUAGUUUAUUUGUAUUGUCUGUUAUUAUUGUUUAGUAUUCCAUCCAUCCAUUUUCUACCGCUUAUUCCCUUUUGGGGUCGUGGGGGGCGCUGGCGCCUAUCUCAGCUACAAUCGGGCGGAAGGCGGGGUACACCCUGGACAAGUCGCCACCUCAUCGCAGGGCCAACACAGAUAGACAGACAACAUUCACACGCUAGGGCCAAUUUAGUGUUGCCAAUCAACCUAUCCCCAGGUGCAUGUCUUUGGAAGUGGGAGGGGCCUAUCCCCAGGUGCAUGUCUUUGGAGGUGGGAGGGGCCUAUCCCCAGGUGCAUGUCUUUGGAAGUGGGAGGAAGCCGGAGUACCUGGAGGGAACCCACGCAUUCACGGGGAGAACAUGCAAACUCCACACAGAAAGAUCCCGAGCCUGGAUUUGAACCCAGGACUGCAGGACCUUCGUAUUGUGAGGCAGACGCACUAACCCCUCUCCCACCGUUGUUUAGUAUUCUCAUAUAUAAAUUAUUGAACAUACUGCCACCCGGUGUCCGUUUGCCGUCACCUCCACUUAGUAAUCAUAACAGUUCCUCUGCUUAGGCUGCUGCCCCCGCCACCCCAACCCGGAUAAGUGGAAGAAAAUGGAUGGAUGGAUGGACCAUGAUACCGCAGCCCGCCUUCGAUCGCGCGCCCGUCCACACCUGUGCUCCUCCCCCUCCUUGGCACGUGCCCACGCGUGCUGCUGUGCCUUUAAGUGGACUUCAAAGCCGAUUAGCGCUCCACGCCGCCGUCAGUCCGCGAACAUCAUCGGCGUCUUUGUGUCCCCUCAUCCUCAUCGCCCUACUGACUUCCUGUCCUCCGUCCUCGGGGAGACCCAAGUGCGCCCACGCAGCGACGCGGGAAACUUUCCGUCCCGCGCCAAAACCCGGAUUAAGUUCACCCGCGAACCGGAGCCAUGUGACGGCGCGCGCAGUAUCUCGGGACGCAUCCCCGCGGACAUGCAGAAGAGCGUGCGCUACAACGAGGGCCACGCGCUCUACCUGUCGCUGGUGGCGCGAAAGGAGGGCGCCAAGCGCGGCUUCCUGAGCAAGAAGAGCGCGGAGAACAGCCGCUGGACCGACAAGUUCUUCGCGCUCUACCAGAACGUUCUCUUCUACUUCGAGGGCGAGCAGAGCGCGCGACCCUCGGGCAUGUACCUGCUGGAGGGAUGCACGUGCGAGCGCGCCCCCGCCACCAAGGUGACGUCACUGAGCAGCAGAGAAACUCCCGACAAGCAGCAGCACUACUUCCUGGUUGUGUUCGGCCAUGACGGUCAGAAACCUCUGGAGCUGCGCUGUGAGGAGGAGGCGGACUGUGUCGAGUGGGUGGAGUGCAUCCAGCAGGCCAGCUACUCUGACAUCAUCAUGGAGCGUGAGAUCCUCAUGCAGAAGUACAUCCACCUGGUCCAGAUCAUGGACACUGAGAAGACCGCAGCCAAUCAGCUGCGCACUCAGCUGGAGGACCAGGACACGGAGAUCGAGAGGCUGAAGGCGGAGAUCGUGCUGCUGAACAGGACCAAGGAGCGCCUGCAGCCCAACCACGGCCACCAGGACGAGGAGGACCCGGACAUCAAAAAGAUCAAGAAGGUGCAGAGCUUCAUGCGCGGCUGGCUGUGCCGCCGCAAGUGGAAGAUCAUCGUGCAGGACUACAUCUGCUCGCCGCACGCUGAGAGCAUGAGGAAGAGGAACCAGAUCGUCUUCAACAUGGCGGAGGCGGAGACGGAGUACGUGCACCAGCUCUCCAUCCUGGUCAACUGCUUCCUGCGCCCUCUGCGCAUGGCCGCCAGCUCCAAGAAGCCGCCCAUAAGCCACGACGACGUCAGCAGCAUCUUCCUCAACAGCGAGACCAUCAUGUUCCUGCACGAGAUCUUCCACCAGGGACUCGACGCCCGCAUGGCCAACUGGCCCACGCUGGUCCUAGCCGACCUCUUCGACAUCCUGCUGCCCAUGUUGAACAUCUACCAGGAGUUUGUGCGCAACCACCAGUACAGCCUGCAGGUCCUGGCCCACUGCAAGCAGAACCGAGACCUGGACAAGCUGCUCAAGCAGUACGAGUCCAACGCCGCCUGCGAGGGACGCAUGCUGGAGACCUUCCUCACCUACCCCAUGUUCCAGAUCCCUCGCUACAUCAUCACGCUGCACGAGCUGCUGGCCCACACGCCGCACGAGCACGUGGAGCGCAAGAGUCUGGACUUUGCCAAAUCCAAACUGGAGGAGCUGUCCAAGAUGAUGCACGACGAGGUGAGCGACACGGAGAACAUCCGCAAGAACCUGGCCAUCGAGAGGAUGAUCGUGGAAGGCUGCGACAUCCUGCUGGACACCAGCCAGACCUUCGUCAGACAAGGCUCUCUGGUGCAGCUGCCGUCCAGCAGCGAGCGAGGCGUGCUCAGCAAAGUCCGCCUGGGCUCGCUCUCGCUCAGGAAGGAAGGGGAGCGGCAGUGCUUCCUGUUCACCAAACACUUCCUGGUCUGCACCAGAACUUCGGGAGGGAAGCUCCACCUCCUCAAGCAAGGAGGCGGAGCCUUGUCCCUCAUGGAGUGCACGCUCAUCGAGGAGCUGGACGCCGGCGACGAAGACUACAACGCGGCAGGUCAGGGUUUCAACCACCUGGAGUUCAAAAUCGUGGUGGAGCCCCCUGAUGGUCAGACCUUCUCCGUGGUCCUCCUGGCUCCGUCCCGCCAGGAGAAGGCGGCGUGGACCAGCGACAUCAGCCAGUGCGUGGACAACAUCCGAUGUAACGGCCUGAUGACCAGCGUCUUCGAGGAGAACUCCAAGGUUUCCGUGCCUCACAUGAUCAAGUCAGACACCCGCCUGCACAAGGACGACGUGGACAUCUGCUUCAGCAAGACGCUCAACUCCUGCAAGGUUCCUCAGAUCCGCUACGCCAGCGUGGAACGUCUGCUGGAGCGCCUGACCGACCUGCGCUUCCUGUCCAUCGACUUCCUCAACACCUUCCUGCACACCUACCGCGUCUUCACCAGCGCCGCCGUGGUCAUGGAGAAGCUGGCCGGCAUCUACAAGAAGCCCUUCACCUCCAUACCUGUCAGGGUUGAGCAGCACUCAUGUGACCGCCUGUCCGUCAUGUCCCUCUGUCCCGACUACACCCUGAAGACCACCCAGCUGGCUCUGGAUCAGUCCAAGUCCCUGGAGAUCUUCUUCGCCACCAACCAGGGCUCUUGGGGCACGGACCCCCUCAACAACAAAUCCCCCCGACUGUGCCGCAAGUUCUCCUCGCCGCCCCCGCUCUCCAUCCCCUCCCGGACUUCCUCUCCCGUCCACUGCCGCAAACUGUCCCUCAGCUCGCCGGUCGGCGGCGCCAAGGCCCUGGACCUGUCUCCCACCCCCUCCUCCUCCCCGACGUCCACCCACUGCCCCGCCCUCCCUUCGCCGCCCCCCGGCUCCCCGCGCCCGCCCUCCGGCUUCUCCUCCCCGCCGCCCCCCGGCUCCCCCCGCCUCCCCCACGCAUCCUCCCCGCCUCCCGUCUCCACCAAGGCCCCCCUGGACCUCAGCCGGGGUCCCAGCUCGCCCGAGCUCAGCCCGGGGCCCGGGGACGACUUCAGCCUGGAGCUCCCGCGCAUCGACGCCUUCUGCGGGAAACUGCGGCGCAGCAUCCGGCGAGCUGUCCUGGAGUCCGUGUCCCUGGACAAGUUCAUCCCGGAAGCCCCGCCCGGCGGCGAGUCGGGAGACGUCUCGCCGUGCCGCUCGCCGUCCACGCCCAGACACAUGCGAUACAGACCGGCGGGAGCGUCGUCUUCGGGGGACAACUCUCGCUGUGCCAUGUCGCCCGCCUCCGCCUUCGCCAUCGCCACGGCGGCGGCGAGCCACAGCAGCUCCCAGGUUUUCAGCAGCUCGGACAAGUCCUGUGACAAGGAGUUGGUCAUCCGCCGGGCGGCCACCAACCGAGUCCUCAACGUGCUGCGUCACUGGGUCUCCAAGCACUCGCAGGACUUUGAGAGCAACAGCGAGCUGAAGGUGGGCGUGGUCAGCCUGCUGGAGGAGGUUCUGCGGGACCCGGACCUGCUGCCCCAGGAGAGGAAAGCCACCGCCAACAUUCUCAGGUGGACAUCUUUCUCCUUGCUGGCGUCCAAAACUGCGACACCUUUCCUCUCUUCCAGUGCUCUUUCUCAAGAGGAACAGGACGACGCUCAGCUGAAGAUCGAGGACAUUUUACAGAUGAAAAGUUGUCCACUUCUUCACUUCAUUGCGACGGAGAAUCCAAAGGCGGAGUGUUUUGAGUCGCUGUCAGCAAUGGAGCUGGCAGAACAGAUCACCUUAUUGGACCACAUCGUCUUCCGUAGUAUUCCUUAUGAGGAGUUCCUGGGUCAAGGCUGGAUGAAGGUGGACAAGACGGAGAAGACUCCUUUCAUCAUGAAGACCAGCCAGCACUUCAACAAUAUGAGCAACCUGGUGGCCUCUCAGAUCAUGACCCAGGUGGACGUGGGCUCUCGGGCCGCCGCCAUGGAGAAGUGGCUGGCGGUGGCCGACAUCUGCCGCUGCCUCAACAACUACAACGGCGUGCUGGAGAUCACCUCCGCCCUCAACCGCAGCGCCAUCUACCGGCUGAAGAAGACGUGGGCCAAAGUCUGCAAACAGACCAAGGCUCUGAUGGAGCGUCUGCAGAGGACCGUGUCGUCCGAGGGACGCUUCAAGAACCUGCGAGAGACGCUGAAAAACUGUAACCCCCCGUGCGUCCCCUACCUGGGCAUGUAUCUGACCGACCUGGCUUUCAUCGAGGAGGGAACGCCCAACUUCACAGAGGAUGGCCUGGUCAACUUCUCCAAGAUGAGGAUGAUCUCCCACAUCAUCCGAGAGAUCCGUCAAUUCCAGCAAGCUCCUUACAGGCUGGAGCACCAGGCCAAGGUCACUCACUUCCUGCUGGACAAGACGCAGGUGAUGGACGAGGACACGCUCUAUGAGCGCUCCCUCAAGACGGAGCCGCGGGUAUCGCCGGGCUAGCCACGUCUUCGCUUCACUCCCACGGCGGUGCCUUCGCUCGACUGUUACAGGUCACCUGACCCGGAACCGGAGCCAGAACCAGGGACGCUCUUACAGGGCUUGGAUCAGGUUUGGGGCGUUGCCUAGCAACCGAUGUUACUGUGAUGAAAGACUGCGUUUCUGGAGUUGUGUCUACGUUACCAAUCCACUCAGGUGGAGCUGGAAGAAAGUUCUGGGUACUUAGUCCAAGCUGUGGUUCCGCGAAAUGCUGCAUGACUUCAGUCAAGACUGUUAGCAGGGGUUAGCUAGAGAGUUAGCUUGCGUGUGAGACAAAAACAAAAAUUCCACUCUAAAGCUGCCCAGUCGUAGACAUGUUGUAAGAGUACAGCAUGGAGCACCACUGUAACAUGGUGCUGACGAGACGCGGGGCCGCCAUCUUGGAGUGGUGAUCAGCUCCACUCAGUGCAAUUCAUUUGUCAGAAGCAAUCAACUCUCAGCGCGUUUCCUUCAUCUUACCUCACUGAAUACCACUCUUUUUCACCCCCCUUUUUUGUCAUACGUGUAGCUAUGAUAAAGGACACAUGUUUUAUUAUUCAUAGUUUGCUUAAAAGGGAACAUUAUCAUUACCUAUGUAAGCGUCAAUAUAUACCUUGAUGGUGCAGAAAAAAAAACAUAUUUUUUAACCGAUUUCCGAACUCUAAAUGGGUGAAUUUUGGCGAAUUAAACGCCUUUCUGUUUAUCGCGAUGACGUCAGAAUGUGACGUCGCUGAGGUAACACACCCACCAUUUUCAUUUUCAACACAUUACAAACACCGGGUCUCAGCUCUGUUAUUUUCCGUUUUUUUUGACUAUUUUGUGGAACCUUGGAGACAUCAUGCCUCGACGGUGUGUUGUCGGAGGGUGUAACAACACUAACAGGGAGGGAUUCAAGUUGCACCACUGGCCAGAAAUCUGCCGCCAGACCCCCAUUGAAUGUGCCAGAGUGUCUCCACAUUUGACCGGCGAUGCUAACGCAGACAUGGCACAGAGAUGUAUGGAUAACCUGCAGAUGCAUUUGCAACGAUAGUCAACGAAAUCACAAAGGUGACUUUUGUUGAUGUUGACUGCCAGCUAAUCGAUGCUAACAUGCUACGCUAAUCGAUGCUAACAUGCUAGUUACCGGCGGUGCUAAAGCAGACAUGACACAGAGAUGUAUGGAUAACCUGUAGAUGCAUUUGCAACUAUAUUACGUUUCCUUCCACCCACAUUUAAUGCGAAACAAACACUUACCAAUCGACGGAUUUAAGUUGCUCCAGUGUCAAAAGAUGCGAAAGUCCUGAUCGUUUGGUCCGCACAUUUUACCGCCGAUGCUAACGCAGCUAGUCGGCCAUGCUAUGGCUAUGAAUAGCGUCAAUAGCUAUUCGCUGAAUAGCUUCAGUUUCUUCUUCAAUAUUUUCAUACUCCAACCAUCUGUUUCAAUACAUGCGUAAUCUGUUGAAUCGCUUAAGUCGCUGAAAUCCGAGUUUGAAUCCGAGCUAAUGUCGCUAUAUCUUGCUGUGGUAUUCCCAUUGUUUGUUUACAUUGGCAGCACUGUGUGACGUCACAGGGAAAUGGAUAGUUGCAUCGCAAAUAGCGAAAAUCAAGCACUUUAAAGCUUUUUUUAGGGAUAUUCGGAGACCGGUAAAAUUUUGAUAAAAAUUUCAAAAAAUACAACAAGCCACUGGGAUCGGAUUUUUAUUGUUUUUAACCCUUUUGAAAUUGUGAUAAUGUUCCCCUUUAACAGUAAUAGAAUAUUCUUAUACACUAUAAGUGAGCAGGCGUCCGAGAUCAAAACUGGGAAGGGGGUGAAAAUGGUCAGCUAUUUUUAAGUUGAAGAAACAAUAUAAUUAGGUUAUAUCAGUGGUUCUUAGCCUGGGUUAGAUCGAACCCUAGAGGUUCGGUGAGUCGGCCUCAGGGGUUCGGCGGAGGUCAAAACACACCCGACUCAUCGUCUCAAUAAAAACUUCUCCCAAUCGGCGUAUUACGGAUACGGCAACAGCAGAAGUCACACUGACUUGCAGGUGUGAGUUUAUGCAGUCUAGUGUGAGUUUAGUGUGGGUUUUGUUGUUUGAACAAGGUGAUGUUCAUCAAUCAAUCAAUCAAUGUUUAUUUAUAUAGCCCCAAAUCACAAAUGUCUCAAAGGACUGCACAAACCAUUACGACUACGACAUCCUCGGAAGAACCCACAAAAGGGCAAGGAAAACUCACACCCAGUGGGCAGGGAGAAUUCACAUCCAGUGGGACGCCAGUGACAAUGCUGACUAUGAGAAACCUUGGAGAGGACCUCAGAUGUGGGCAACCCCCCCCCCCCCCCUCUAGGGGACCGAAAGCAAUGGAUGUCGAGCGGGUCUAACAUGAUACUGUGAAAGUUCAAUCCAUAGUGGCUCCAAGACAGCAGCGAGAGUUCAGUUCAAAGCGGAUCCAAGACAGCAGCGAGAGUCCCGUCCACAGGAAACCAUCCCAAGCGGAGGCGGAUCAGCAGCGUAGAGAUGUCCCCAACCGAUACACAGGCGAGCGGUCCAUCCUGGGUCUCGACUCUGGACAGCCAGUACUGGUCAUCGGACCGGACCCCCUCCACAAGGACAUAGGAGAAAAAAGAAAAGAAGCGGCAGAUCAACUGGUCUAAAAAGGAGGUCUAUUUAAAGGCUAGAGUAUACAAAUGAGUUUUAAGGUGAGACUUUAAUGCGUCUACUGAGGUAGCAUCUCCAACUGUUACCGGGAGGGCAUUCCAGAGUACUGGAGCCCGAACGGAAAACGCUCUAUAGCCCGCACAGUUCGUUUUGUGCACCAGUAAAAAAAAAAAACAUGGUAACACUUAAGUACGGGGGACAUAUUCACCAUUAAUUAGUUGCUUAUUAACAUUCAAAUUAGUAACAUAUUGGCUCUUAACUAGUCAUUAUUAAUGCUUUAUUCGGCAUGGCCUCAUUAUAACCCGAAGCAAAUAACUCCAAAUUAAGUCUUUGUUACUUCGAAUAUGUUCUUCAUACUAAAGUGUUACCAAAAACAUAACUUUGUCUUGAAUUAAAAAAAUUAAAUUAAAUAUUUAUUUUUCACUAUGAAGGGAAUGCACAUAUGGAACUAAUGGGGUUCGGUACCUCCAACAAGGUAAAGAACCACUGGGCUAAAUAUACAUGUGUAUAUACUUGUAGAUUCCUAAAGUAGCCUUAAGCUCGACGCUCCUCUACUAUCACAUUCACUCCACAGAACAAAACUCCAGACGUUCUUCUUGGUUUGUAUGGUUUACUUAAUAAUUCAAAACAUAAAACAGUCACGAUGUGGGAACAAAUGAAUGACAAAAUAAAGAGAGUUUGUUGCAGUACGAGUUGGAAAAAGGAUGAGUGAGGUCAAAAAACUGUGUGGCUCGAUUCCACUGCACCUGACAGCAAUUACCCAUAACACCUUGCGUCCAAAAACCCCUUACCACACAGAUCCUUCCGCCAUAUAUGCACUUAAAACAGUUCCAUCCAUCCAUUUUCUACCGCUUAUUCCCUUUCGUGGUCGCGGGGGGCGCUGGCGCCUAUCUCAGCUACAAUCGGGCAGAAGGCAGGGUACACCCUGGACAAGUCGCCACCUCAUCGCAGGGCCAACACAGAUAGACAGACAACAUUCACACUCACAUUCACACACUAGGGCCAAUUUAGUGUUGCCAAUCAACCUAUCCCCAGGUGCAUGUCUUUGGAGGUGGGAGGAAACUUAAAACAGUUAUGUCAUCAAAUCAUUUGGACAAAUGUAAUAAUCACAAUUAAAGUGAGCUUUAUAUAAUUACUCCAAGCAAUUUUCUUAUCAUGCAAAUAAAGUAAAUAGUCCCCUUCUGGCUGAAUAAACAUAAAGCACCUUCCAUAAAAUGUAAAUUAACUUAAACAGUAUUUAGGCUCCUACAAUCCUACAUAAAAAAAUGUAUGAAUACAUUAAAUAUCUAUAUAUAUAUCUAUAGAGCAGUGGUUGAAUGAAUGAAUGAAUGAAUGGUUUAUUUUGAGCAAAACAAGAGAAUGACAUAAAAAGAAAAGAAAUAUAUAAAUACAUUAUUUUUACACCUACAUUGAAAACAUUACAUGUGACUAAUCUUUUGUAGAUGUCAAGAUUGGCUCAAAAGGGAGUGGGAAGAAGUCAACUUAUUAGGUCCCACCCCUAUAUAUAUACAUAUUUACAAUAUACAAUACAAUAAUAUAUAUAAUAUAAUUCAGUUCAGUGGUUGCUGCGUGGAUGCUAUAUAUUAUUUAUAUAUAAUACAUUUAAAUUCACACACACUUACAUAUAUACAUACGUACACACACAUACAUACAAUUUACAUGGUGCUUCUCAACCUUUUUUCCGUGAUGUGCCCCCUGUGAACAUUUUUUUUAAUUCAAGUACCCCCUAAUCAGAGCAAAGCAUUUUUGCUUGAAAAAAAGAGAUAAAGAAGUAAAAUACAGCACUAUGUCAUCACUUAAUAAUUUAUUAAAUUGUAUAACAGUGCAAAAUAUUGCUCAUUUGUAGUGGUCUUUCUUGAACUAUUUGGAAAAAAAAGAUAUAAAAAUAACUAAAAACUUGUUGAAAAAUAAACAAGUGAUUCAAUUAUGAAUAAAGAUUUCUACACAAAGAAGUAAUCAUCAACUUAAAGAGCCCUCUUUGGGGAUUGUAAUAGAGAUCUAUCAACUUCAUUCUAAACAUUUCUUCACAAAAAAAUAAAUCUUUAACAUCAAUAUUUAUGCAACAUGUCCACAAAAAAAUCUAGCUGUCAACACUGAAUAUUGCAUUGUUGCAUUUUUUUUCACAGUUUAUGAACUUACAUUCAUAUUUUGUUGAAGUAUUGAUUGAUAGUUUUAUUAGUAGAUUGCAAAGUUCAGUACAUAUUCCGUACAAUUGACCACUAAAUGGUAACACCCCAAUAAGGUUUUCAACUUGUUUGAGUCGGGGUCCACGUUAAUCAAUUCAUGGUACAAAUAUAUACUAUCAGCAUAAUACAGUCAUCACACAAGUUAAUCAUCAUAGUAUAUACAUUGAAUUAUUUACAUUAUUUACAAUCCGGGGGGUGGGAUGAGGAGCUUUGGUUGAUAUCAGAACUUCAGUCAACAGAGAAAUGGACAUUGAAACCGUGUAGGUCUUAUUUAGUAGGAUAUGUACAGCCAGCAGAGAACAUAGUGAGUUCACAUAGCAUAAGAACAAGUAUAUACAUUAGAAGUACAUUUGAGUUGUUUAUAAUCCGCGGAGAUGGGAUGUGAAUGGAGGAGGGUAUUAGUAAAGUGUGGAAGUUGCCUGGAGGUGUUGUUUUAGAGCGCUUUUGAAGGAAUAUAGAGAUGCACUUACUUUUAUACCUGUUGGGAGUGCAUUCCACAUUGAUGUGGCAUAGAAAGAGAAUGAGUUAAGACCUUUGUUAGAUGGGAAUCUGGGUUUAACGUGGUUUGUGGAGCUCCCCCUGGUGUUGUCAUUUACGUUAAGGAAGUAAUUUGACAUGUACUUCGGUAUCAAGGAGGUGUAGCGGAUUUUAUAGACCAGGCUCAGUGCAAGUUGUUUGACUCUGUCCUCCACCCUGAGCCAGCCAGUAUUAUUCAAUAAAUAUAUUUACACAGGAUUUUUUUAUUUGUUGCUAUUUUUAGAAUAUUUGAAAAAAAUCUCACUUACCCCUUGGCAUACCUUCAAGUACCCUGAGGGGUACGCGUACCCCCAUUUGAGAACCACUGACAUAAGUGACCAGACGUCCCAGAUCAAACUGGGAAUAUAAUCCCAGAGGAAAUGGAAAAAAGGGGCAGCUAUUUUGAAAUUGAACCACCAAUCUGUUUCACUGGAUUCAGAAUAAAACCCAAUUUUGUCUUACUCAACAAUGUUAGUAUUUGAAUAUUGUUACUUGGUGACAAUUAUACUGUUAAGAGAGUAUUGUCUUAUAGUUUGCUUCACGGUGGAAGAGGGGUUAGUGUGUCUGCCUCACAAUACGAAGGUCCUGCCGUCCUGGGUUCAAAUCCAGGCUCGGGAUCUUUCUGUGUGGAGUUUGCAUGUUCUCCCCGUGAAUGCGUGGGUUCCCUCCGGGUACUCCGGCUUCCUCCCACCUCCAAAGACAUGCACCUGGGGAUAGGCCCCUCCCACCUCCAAAGACACGCACCUGGGGAUAGGCCCCUCCCACCUCCAAAGACACGCACCUGGGGAUAGGCCCCUCCCACCUCCAAAGACAUGCACCUGGGGAUAGGCCCCUCCCACCUCCAAAGACAUGCACCUGGGGAUAGGUUGAUUGGCAACACUAAAUUGGCCCUAGUGUGUGAAUGUUGUCUGUCUAUCUGUGUUGGCCCUGCGAUGAGGUGGUGACUUGUCCAGGGUGUACCCCGCCUUCCGCCCGAUUGUAGCUGAGAUAGGCGCCAGCGCCCCCUGUGACCCCAAAAGGGAAUAAGUGGUAGGAAAUGGAUGGAUGGAUGGAUGGAGAAUGCUUCAUAAUCAGUGGCGGCUGGUGAAUUUUGUUUUAGAUGUCACAAUAAUUUAUUUAAACUUUAUCUUAUUCAAGUUUGACAUUUUUAAAUGUAAUUAAUUUCAUUCAAAACGGUCAUACCCUUGUUUGCUAAUGGCUAGGAUUUCAGUACUUUUUGAAGAUAUUUGCUCCUUCUCAACUUAAUAUUCUUUUCACAAAAUACGUGAAUAGUACGUGAAUGUGAAAAGUAAUCCCCCGUUUCCUAUUUUCAACAGUCCCCUCAUUUGAGCAGGAAAAGGUUGAACACCAUCUUUGUUUUCUACCUGUCAACUGUCAGUUUAGGCUGCUCAUCACCACUUCAAGAUGGCCGCCCAUUUUCUCGCGUCACAGCAGCUAAUGUUGCGUCUACUUCUAACAUGUCUGUGCGUUACCUCGCAACUGAUGUUACCGUGAAUAAAAACACCGCGUUUUUGGAGGUUCUCGUAGAAAUGUUUGUUCUACGUUAGCAAUCCACUGAAAGUUGUGGUUCUUUGGUCCAAGCUGUGGUUCCGCUAAAUAAUGCACGAUUUCAGUCAAGACUGUUAGCGGGGGUUAGCUAGAAAGUUAG
Molecule: messenger RNA, 15000 nt
Organism: Nerophis ophidion (straightnose pipefish)
Lineage: Eukaryota; Metazoa; Chordata; Actinopteri; Syngnathiformes; Syngnathidae
Product: ras-specific guanine nucleotide-releasing factor 2-like
Exons: 27
Coding region: 3671-8023 (1450 amino acids)
Biological process (GO): Ras protein signal transduction; positive regulation of GTPase activity
Cellular component (GO): plasma membrane
Molecular function (GO): protein binding; guanyl-nucleotide exchange factor activity
Source: RefSeq, a predicted model, not a curated record